Molecule: messenger RNA, 1601 nt
Organism: Octopus sinensis (East Asian common octopus)
Lineage: Eukaryota; Metazoa; Mollusca; Cephalopoda; Octopoda; Octopodidae
Product: dolichyl-phosphate beta-glucosyltransferase
Exons: 1
Coding region: 97-1059 (320 amino acids)
Cellular component (GO): endoplasmic reticulum membrane
Source: RefSeq, a predicted model, not a curated record
UACGUAGGACAGAGUGAUUCGGCUAGUGAAGAACUCUUCUGCGUUUUGAAAACUCAAAAAGAUACAAACACUCAACAAAUAUCGUCAGACGUGGCGAUGUUAUUCGCCGGUUUAAUUAUCAUCGCUUUGGUGAUAUUGGUAUUUUUAUUUGUUAUAUAUAUCGUCGCGGAACCCCAUCCAAGCCUUGAACGUCAUGAGUCCGAAAUGUUCUUUGUCGAUCCGAAAAACAACAAAAGAAAGUUACGUUUUUUGCAUAAUACCGACGCUGCCUCUAUAGACCUUACUGUUGUGGUACCUGCGUAUAAUGAAGAAGAACGAAUGCCGCAGAUGUUAAACGAAGCUAUAGCUUACUUAAACAAACGACAGAAAAGCAACCCCGCUUUUACGUACGAGAUAAUUAUCGUUGACGAUGGCAGUAGCGACGGCACUACAGAAACCGGACUGUUGUACGUGGGGAAGUAUGGAGUGGAUAAAAUCCGGGUGUUGACGCUUGAGAAAAAUCGCGGUAAAGGAGGCGCAAUCCGUCUGGGAGUGUUGUCGUCCCGUGGUCGGAGAAUACUCUUCGCCGAUGCUGAUGGAGCCACUAAGUUCAGUGAUCUGGAUAAAUUGGAAAAGAAAUUAGAGCAAGAAAUUCGUAAAAUUCCAUCAAAUUUGGUCGUAAUUUGCGGUUCGCGAGCACACUUGGAAAAAGAUUCUAUAGCCACACGGACCUACUUUAGGACUAUUCUCAUGUACGGUUUCCACUUUGUUGUUUGGCUUCUCUGCGUGAGAGGUGUGAAGGAUACCCAAUGUGGAUUUAAACUGCUGAGUAGAGAGGCCGCUUUGCUUCUGUUCCGAAACUUACACGUGGAAAGGUGGGCUUUCGAUGUUGACAUUCUUUAUCUUGCGCAGUAUUUUAAAAUGAGAAUUGCAGAAGUAGCUGUCACUUGGGAAGAAAUUGAAGGCUCUAAAUUAGUUCCUUUCUGGAGCUGGUUGCAAAUGGGCAAGGACCUCUUCCUCAUUUGGCUUCACUAUUCUAUUGGAGCGUGGAGAAUUAAUUCAAAGCGGAAAGUCACGUAAAAUAUUUAUGUUUAUUUAAGUCCAUGACGAUAAUUAUUAACUGUUAUAAUUAUUUUUAUAAUCAUUAUUGGAUAGGGACCAGAUUGAUGGAUCGACGGAGUAAAUAUGAUGUUCUAUUUAAUAAUCUCCCUUUACGUUCUGAGUUCAAAUCUUACCCGGGUCGAUAAAAUCAGAGUCCAGUCAAGUACUGUGGUCAAUUAAGUCGGUUAUACCCCAAAACCUGAAUUUGUGCUUGGAUAUGUGUUGGGAUUAUAACAGAAAAAUAUAGAGAAAUUGUAUUGAGUUUGACUUUUUACAGAAUUCAACAUUUGAAUUACGGCCAGGAUAAGAUCCUACGGGGAUCCAUACUGUAGCACUGCCUUUAUUAGGUUUAAUCGAUUAUAUCAAUCCAUGUACUUUGAUCGACUUUAGAAAGACGACAGGCAAAAGUGGACCUGGGUAAGAUUUUAAACCAGAAAACGUAAAGGGACUUAACUAAAUUCCACGAGGAAUUUAGUCCCUCGGUUUAUCAAUUCUGACGUAACUCUCCUCAAAAAGUUUUU